UUUUUUUUCCUUAUCCUUUAGGGCGCUGGUUUUCUUUUUUAGUUCAUAUUGAACAUUUUUUUUUCUUCUCUUUUCUUUCUCUUAUUCAAAUUGUUCACUUGUUUGGGCUUCUUUCGCUUUGCUUUUUUCUGACCAGACAAACGCCCCGUCUUAUAACCAUACCAAAGGAGAAAAACGUACCGUGUGACUGAUCAUGAUGCAAUCGUCGCCAUCGCAUCAACAACAGUCGUUGCCGCCUGUGCCACCUCCUAAGCAACCGGACUACUCCACGGCCCCGUUGCCACCCAAACAUAUGGAGAAUCACCCUGCGACUUUUGCGUAUCCCAAUCCACAAUACCAUUACCGUAAUGAUUCGGCGGCAUCGUUGCCUAUUACCCGUCAGGCCAGCCCUCACUCUCCUACACCGACCUCUCGCACGCCACCAGGCACUCGUUCAAGCUCGAUCAUGAAUAUGUCCGUUGCCGGCAGUGAUCAGCUGUUGGACCACUCGCACCUGAAACCAGGCACCAAAGCAUCGCUUCUCUCUUACGCGCAAACCAUCAAUAUGUACAGAGAAAACGCCAAAAAGACCAAUAAUCCUGACAUUCAAUGUGAUUUUGCUAUUUUCAUGGUGGAAGCCGCCAAAUCGGUCGUGGAUGAUGAUGUGACUCGUUGGGAAUACCUUGCUGAGGCAGAGAAGCUGUUAAAACAAUUGGCCGCACGUGGCCAUGCAGAAUCUCAGUACUAUCUCGGUAAUCUUUACGCUUCUGGUUUGCUGAGUAAAAAGGGCAAGAAUGAGUUCGACAAGGCCUUUCCUCUUUUUGUCCAGGCCACCAAACAUCAUCAUGCUGAUGCUGCAUACAGAGCUGCAAAAUGUUAUGAAGACGCAUUGGGUUGUCGCAAGGACAGUGCCAAGGCGGUUCAAUUCUAUAGAAAAGCGGCGACAUUAAAUCAUCCUGGAUCAAUGUACCGAUUAGGUGUAGCGGAAGUGAACGGCGAAUUAGGGAUUUCCAAAAACCCACGCGAUGGUGUGAAGUGGUUAAAACGGGCGGCGGAAGCGGCCACGACGGAGUAUCCGCAUGCCGUUCAUGAGCUUGCGUUGUUGCAUGAAAAGGGGAUUGACAAUGUGGUAUUUGUGGAUCUGGAAUAUGCGGUGACUUUGUACGCUCAAGCGGCCGAUCUUGGUUACGCGCCAUCGGGAUUCCGACUGGGCGAGUGCUAUGAGUACGGAAAAUUGAACUGUCGGCAGGAUCCCGCCUUAUCUAUCCAUUAUUACACGAUUGCGGCGCAACAGGGGCACCGUGAGGCUUGCUUUGCCUUGACAGCUUGGUAUUUAGUGGGGUCACCUGGUGUUCUCCCUCAGUCGGACGAGGAUGCUUAUUUAUGGGCACGUCGAGCGGCGGAAAAGGAGCUUCCGAAAGCGGAAUAUGCUGUGGGCUAUUUCACUGAAGUCGGUAUUGGUACCCGAAAGAGUCCUGAAGAAGCCAUGAAUUGGUACCGAAAAGCGGCUCAGCAUGGCGAUAAACGAGCGAUUCAGCGAUUGCAAGGCAAACCGACGGACCAACAGAAACCGAAAAAGAAAGGAAGUUCGCAAGACGAUUGUACCAUCAUGUAGAAAGAAAGAGAAACGCGAUCAGCCAAGGACACAAAGAGAACACGUUUUCCAAAAGUAAUGCAGGUUCCUCAGAACUUGUUGGAUCUAUCUAUCUAUCUUAUCUUGUUCCCAUCUAUAUAUCUAUAUUUACGCGCACAUAUACACACAAUACGCACAAAGAUCGAUCUCGCAACAACAGCACAUACAUAUACAGACAUUUUUUCACACUCAAGACUCAUAUCUUUCUUUUGUCGGUUCCUGAUUUCUUUUUUCUUUCUUUGUUUGUUUAUUGUUUGUUUGGCUUUCUUGUUUUAUUAUUAUUGUUAUGUAACUGGACGCCAAAAAAAAAGUUAAUAAUAUGGAUUGUAGCAUUGUUAUUGCUCGAUUUAGACA
Messenger RNA from Radiomyces spectabilis, 1966 nucleotides. RefSeq lists its product as uncharacterized. The coding region runs from base 194 to 1594 and encodes 466 amino acids. The record is from RefSeq and is a predicted model, not a curated record. The transcript is spliced from 3 exons. Gene Ontology annotation, molecular function: protein binding. Lineage: Eukaryota; Fungi; Mucoromycota; Mucoromycetes; Mucorales; Radiomycetaceae.